This is a messenger RNA of Schizosaccharomyces octosporus yFS286, 2040 nucleotides long. Its product is annotated as U4/U6 X U5 tri-snRNP complex subunit Prp31. Gene Ontology annotation, biological process: spliceosomal tri-snRNP complex assembly; mRNA splicing, via spliceosome. The coding region runs from base 282 to 1844 and encodes 520 amino acids. Gene Ontology annotation, cellular component: precatalytic spliceosome; U4/U6 x U5 tri-snRNP complex; U4 snRNP. NCBI's taxonomy places the organism in Eukaryota, Fungi, Ascomycota, Schizosaccharomycetes, Schizosaccharomycetales, Schizosaccharomycetaceae. The transcript has a single exon. The record is from RefSeq and is a predicted model, not a curated record.
UCCAUAUCACCAACUCCAGUAGGAAUGAAAUAAGAUUGACCCGUUUCCGUUCAGAUUUUGGUUAAUAAAAUUUGUAUUUAUUUAUUUAUUCAGCAUCAAUUGAACAUCGGAUCGGUUAUAAAACAAAUUCGCGAGAUAGAAAAGAGUUGUUGAAAACGAAGAAAACGAACGCUCUUCAAGAUUCGUUUAUUAUUACUGUAUAUUUUAUCUUAUAAAAAAAGGAGCAUUGAGCCAAUUGACAUCCAAUCUCAUAAUACUUUACAAUAGCGGUUGUUUCCCUUAUGUCAAAUUUAGCAGACGAGUUGUUAGCUGACUUGGGCGAUGAUUUUGAACGCCAACCUCAGAACGAGGAAGAAGAAAAGACUGAUAUUUUCGAAGCGAACAGCAAGAAGCGAAAAUUCGAGCAAUUAUCAGAAAAUGGAAAUGACCUUUCCGCCGAAUUGAAUAAUGAUUUAGACUCGAUAGAAGGCGUUGAAGAUGAGAACGAAAAACAGCAGCCAACAUUCACUGAAGCUGAUCGACUGAUUUACCCAUUUCUUCAUUCCGAUCGUUUAAACACCGUAGUUAAAAACAUUGAAAAAUACCAAGGCACUGAGAAGCAAGCCAUAUCUGGUAAUAUCGAAGAUGACCCGGAAUAUCAACUCAUCGUCGACUCGAAUUCAAUAGCUAUGGAAAUUGAUGAUGAGAUCUUACGUCUUCAUCGCUUGGUAAAGGAGUGGUAUCAUCAUCGUUUCCCAGAAUUAAGUGGACUUGUUUUGAACGCAUUUGAUUAUUGUAAAACCGUCUUGGCUCUUUUAAAUGAUCUUGAAAAUAGCAAAAGCAAACUUUCUUUUCUUCCUUCCGCGACAGUCAUGGUAAUCGCUACGACUUCGACUACGACAACGGGACGCCCGUUAUCCGAAAGCAUGAUUGAAAAUGUUAAACUUGGCUGCAUUGCAAUUGAAGAACUAAGCACAACCAAGACCAAAAUUAUAGACUACGUGCAGUCGAGAAUCAGUGUUGUUGCCCCAAAUCUUUCUAUUCUUGUGGGCUCGACAACAGCUGCUAAUUUAAUAGGAAUUGCCGGUGGUCUUACUAGAUUGGGUAAAUUUCCUGCUUGUAAUUUACCAGCAUUAGGUAAGAAGAGGCUGACGACGAUUGGGAUCAACAAUCCAGCCGUUAGUGGUGAUUACGGAUUUCUUUAUAUGUCCGGAAUCGUUCAAAAAACACCACCUGAUGCUCGAAAACAGGCAAUUCGUGUACUUGCUGCAAAAGUAGCGUUGGCUGCUCGAAUCGAUUCCAUUCACGAGUUUUCUGAUGGCUCUUUCGGUGUCCAAACACGAACAGAGGUAGAAAAAAAAAUUGAGAAGCUAUUAGAACCUCCAUCUCAACGACCUGUUGUCGCGUUACCGGUACCCGAUGACAAGCCUAAACGUCGUCGCGGUGGUAGACGAAUCCGUAAAAUGAAGGAACAAUACGCCGUCACUGAGCUUAGAAAAAUGCAAAACCGUGUUGCCUUUGGAAAACAAGAAGCUGAAGUUCUUAACUAUGAUGAAUCAGAAGGUCUUGGUAUGCUUGGCCAAGAAGGCGAAGGUAAAAUCCGUGCUGCUUCCAUCGAUACCCGCACCAAGCUGAAAAUUCCAAAAGCAAGAAAAGCUCAACUCCAAUCAAUGGCUCCGAAAAAUCCUCUUCAAGCCAGCGGUUUGCAAAGUUCGUUGUCGUUUACUCCAGUACAAGGUAUUGAACUAGUAAAUCCUUUAUUACAGAGACAAAAGCAAGUGGAAGACGCUAACAAGUGGUUCCGAGAUGGUGUAUUUACACAAAUAAAGAAGGAAUCCAGUGACAGUCAAAAAAAGUUUUCAUGAAUUAUUUAGAGAUACUUAGGUUAGGAAUUUUUAAUGAGAAUGCUUCAUGUAUAUAGUGCAGAAAAAUUACAAAGGAACGCAACCUGAAUAAACUAGACUAUGAAAAAAAAACUAGCUUAGAAAAAAGAUGAAACCGCUGAAGACUGAAGGUAGAAAAUCCAAUAAACCAGCUCUUUCAAAAAGUGAUUUCACAAAC